GCAGGUAGCUGAGAGUCUGUCGCGGCGAGCGGCAGCCUGUGCAGUCCCGUCGGCGGCUGCGUCUGCAGCAUGGCCGGCCUAGGGCGGCCGGGCCCGGGGCCGCGCACCGCGAUGCCCGCCUGGAAGCGGGAGAUUCUUGAGCGGAGGCGAGCUAAACUGGCCGCCCUGAGCGGAGGCCCGGGACUCGGAGCGGCGUCCGAGGGACAGAACGAGAAGCUGGUACUGGCGGAGAGUCUGGGUCCCCUAAGCGAGAACCCGUUCAUGCGACUUGAGUCCGAGCGGCGGCGCGGGGCACGGCCCGCGCAGCAGCUGCUGGAGCUGUACCGUCGCGUGCCCGGCGUGCGUACCAUCCGAGCCGACAACAUCCUCAUCAUCGAGUCAGUGCCUGGCUUCCCGCCCGCCGUGCCGCCUGCUGCGGGCAUCCGCGCUGCCGAAGUAGUGGUGUACGAGGCGCCUCAGCCGGGCCGUGUCAGUCGCCUGUUGGAGAAGUUCGAUUCGCCAGCCGCGCCCCGCAGCCGCGGGAGCCCGGAGCGCUCCCGCCCUGGGCUCCCGCAGCUUCCCGUGGCGUCUGCACCUACUCCCGCGCGCGCUCCCAUCAAUCGGUCGUUGGCUUCUGCCCCAUCGGUGCCUCUCAGCCAGCCCGCACUCCCUGCUUCGCCUGUCCCCGUUGCCCUGCGCGCGGGUCAGCGCUCCGCCUGUUGCGAGCCUGCGCACCCCUAUGGCAUCGCAGGCCCCGGGACCCGGCGCAGCGACUUCCUACAGAAGACCGGCAGCAACUCCUUCACUGUCCACCCCCGGGGCCUGCCUCGCAGUGCGGUCAAUCGCUCGCUUUCUAAUGGACCCGUGACCCAGAAGUCCCCGGCCGGCCCUGCCAAUGGGUUGUCGGGUUCUCCGCCUGCGCCGGGCAAGUGGAAGCCAAAGGUGGAGUCAGGGGAACCCUCCCACCCGCCCCCCAGUCCGGGGACCCCAAGUGCCACUCCAGUUGGGCCCCCUUCCUUCCCAGCGCCCAGCCCAGCCAGUGCCACUCCCAGCCAGCGCCGGUGGGUCUCUUCGGCCACAAGCGCCAAUGACUCUUUCGAAAUAAGGCCAGCCCCCAAGCCAGACGUGGAAAGUAUCCCAGUCGGCGACCUUCAGGCCAGGGCUCUGGCCAACCUCCGUGUUAACUCCCGCAAUUCCUUCAUGUUGAUCCCCAAGCGCAAGGCCCCUGGGAACCAUCCUUCGGAGGCAGAGGGGAGGCAGUCAGAGGAGCCAAACGGGGAGGUAGACCGGGCCUCCCGGAGCCAGGGGCUCAGAGCUCAGCUGGCGUCUGCAGUGGAUGGUGCACCUGUCCCAGGGAGGAGUCCCUUGGCUGCUGAGAUGCAGUGGGCAGCUAGGGAGGGGGGCUGUCCCAGGCCAGCCACUGCUGUCACAGACCGGUCUGUUAGGUGGCAGAGGCCGUCCUCACCACCUCCAUUUCUACCAACCACUGUUGAAGCUGAGCCAGCUGAGGGCUUGGGGGUUCCUGGCUUGGCCAAGAAUGGCCAGGAGCCUGGGAGGCCAGAACUUCCAGUCACCUUCAUUGAUGAAGUGGACUCCGAAGAGGAGGCCUCCCAAGAAGCCAAACUGCCGUCCUCAGCCGUUGGUGUGGCCCCCCAGUACCACCUGGACCUUGCCAGGCCUGGGCACACCUCUGAGCUCCCAAACAGAGGCAGCAACACUUUCAUAGUGGUGCCCAAGAGGAAGCCAGAGGCCCUUCAGGAGCCUCACUUCAGACAGGCUAACGGGCAGUCCCAGCAACAGGAGGCUGAGGAACAGGAUGCUGAUAGUCUCUCAGGACCCCACACUGCCCUGGAGAACACCCUUAAGAAACGCUACCCCACUGUGCAUGAGAUUGAAGUGAUUGGUGGUUACCUGGCCCUGCAGAAGUCCUGCCUCAUCAAGGCUGGCUCCUCAAGAAAAAAGAUGAAGAUCUCCUUCAAUGACAAGAGCCUGCAAACAACAUUUGAGUACCCUUCUGAGAGCUCCCUGGCACAGGAAGAGGCAGAGGAGGACGAAGAGGAAGGAGAGGAGAACGGUGAAGAAGAGGAAGCAGAGCCUGAUUCAGAGAAGCCUUUCUCGGUCUUCCUGCCCCGGGCCACAUUUAUAAGCAGUGUAGGACCUGAGAGCCCCCGACUACCAGAUGGCAGCUCAGGCCUGUCCAGCUACACUCCCAAGCAUUCCAUGGCCUUCAUGAAGUGGCAGGAGCAGACGGUGGUGCAGGCCCCGAGUGAGGGGGAACUCCCACUGAAGGAAGUCAUGCUGACACCUGCCAGUCAGAAUGACCUCUCGGACUUCCGCAGUGAGCCAGCCCUCUAUUUCUGACCCCUGGAGCUGCCAGGAGGGCCAAGACUUAGCCCCAGGUGUGGCGGUUCUGGAAGCCAGUCAAUGCCCAGCAGCCCUGACUAUUCUAUGCCCCUUCCAUGUGGCUCUCCCUGCUUUCCCUCUCCCUGCUGUUUCCUGCUUUAGGGCUAGGUCUGAAUCUCAUUCCUGUUUUGGGGCUCCAAGGAGGAACAGAUGGGAACAGGUUGACAUCUGCCUGUAUCGUCCCAUCUGUGAGGAGGUCGGGGCCUGAACAGAUCUUGUCCUCUGGUGACGUCUGUCCUGCCUCUCGGGAGUACCCACUGUCAGGAGUGAGAGGCUGUCCUAGUUAUUUGCUCUUUGCUGAACCCCGAGUUCCUGCCCCCACCCCAUGAUUCUACUAUGGUAGAACUCAGCUACCCUUAAUGAUGGAUGGCAGGGUGUUUUUUCCCCUGAUACUGGACUCAAUAAACAGCACUGUAACAAG
Molecule: messenger RNA, 2803 nt
Organism: Mesocricetus auratus (golden hamster)
Lineage: Eukaryota; Metazoa; Chordata; Mammalia; Rodentia; Cricetidae
Gene: Tprn
Product: taperin
Biological process (GO): sensory perception of sound; auditory receptor cell stereocilium organization; stereocilium maintenance
Cellular component (GO): stereocilium base
Molecular function (GO): phosphatase binding
Source: RefSeq, a predicted model, not a curated record